Messenger RNA from Fusarium sp. VM40, 1617 nucleotides. Lineage: Eukaryota; Fungi; Ascomycota; Sordariomycetes; Hypocreales; Nectriaceae. The record is from the annotation of a GenBank genome assembly.
AUGACCAUGGAACCGAACACCAGUGUGGCCCCCUUCCUCACUCACCAGCCCGACAGGCGACCCCAGCACCUGACUAUUCCUGGAUCUGCCGACCAGAGCGCUUUGUUGAGUCACUUUCAGGGACUGAGCCUUGCUGGAAUGAGUAUGCCUGGCCCCCAAGCCGGGCCUGUUCACAUGCAGCCGCCUUACAUGCUUGCGCCGGACGGGCUCAUCCUCGCCUCUAUGCCAACUCCCCAAUCGAUUCCCAUGAACCAUGCCAAUGAGGCCAACUAUUCUGCCUAUCAGAUGAACGGAGCAUUCCAAACCCCUUAUGCCCUGCCGGGAGCUCUUAUGCCUUUCACACCGGCUCGUGCCAACGCUGGAAAUCACCGUGCCGAUCGAACUCAGUCAGAGGUCCCUGGCUUGGAGAACCGUCGUGGUUCAUACUCGACCACGGAGUCCGCACCUGCAACUCCUUUCUACGGAAACUGGACCCAGCGUGAGAAUGGGCCCCGAGUUCACAGUGAUCGCUCUGCAUACACCACUCCUUCCCCUCACCAGCUCCUGGCUGCUCAACAGGUCGAGGGUGCAAACAAGUCCAAGUUUUCUCAUGCAUCUGAGCGUGUUCUGGAUGAGCUUCUGGUGAAGAGCCCUGCUAUCCCUGAGGCGGUCCCUGCGGUCUUCACUCCUGCGGGUCAGAUGAAGAGCCUUGACCAAAGCCUUGAAAACAGAAUUCCUGGAAACCGCAACGUCUACAUCCGUGGCCUUCACCCUACCACUGACGACGAGCUUCUCUACCAUUACACUGCCCGUUUUGGUCCUGUCGAGACCUCGAAGGCUAUCAUUGAUACUGGAACCGGUGCAUGCAAAGGGUUCGGAUUCGCCAAGUUUUUCGAUGUUGCUCACUCUGAGCUGUGUAUUCGUGGAUUUCACCGUCUUGGGUAUGAGGUCGGUUUUGCACGCGAGUCCUUCAAUUCUCGCCUCAAGGCCGAAGGCGAUGAUGACUCUACGAACCUCUACAUCUCAAACCUACCCAAGUCCUUGACCGAAGUAGAGCUUGGUGUCAUUUUCAGAGGCUUCACCAUCCUGUCAAGCAAGAUCCUUCGGGAUAGCAUGGGUAACAGUCGUGGUGUUGGUUUUGCUCGUUUCGAGGACCGAGACGUUUGUGACGAGGUGAUCGAGAAGUUUCAUGGCGCCACUGUUGGUGAAGAGGGCCUUCUCAUGAACAUUCGUUACGCCGAUACCCCAGCCCAGAAGGAGUUGAAGCGCGUCACUGCCGAGCGUCGCCAGUUCAGAACAAACGAGUACAACAUCGGGGCCUACGGUACUCCUCUUGUCGGCUAUGGUGGUUCCAUGUACCCCCAUCACGCGCAGAACCGACGAGCGGCUAUCCCCAUCACGCGCCCUCCUAUGCCGGAUGCUCCUUCUGUUUCCGAUACCAACAAUGCGACUCGACGACUGGCUACUCAGCGUCAAUCCAUUGGGACGGCUCCCAAUUCGAGCACCGAUGAUGCGGUCGCCACGCCCACUUCGUCCGAAUGCGAUGAGAACGUCACCAUCCACGCGGAAACCGUCGUCGCCAGUGCCUCUCUGGACUCGUCUCCUUCGAUCAAGAAGGACAGCAAGAAAGAGACCUGA